AUCAUGGCCACUACAGAGCUGAGCUGCCAGGUGUCCGAGGAGGACCGCGAGCGCCGAGAAGCCUUCUGGGCUGAAUGGAAGGAUCUGACGCUGUCCACACGGCCUGAGGAGGGUUGCUCUCUGCACGAGGAGGAUUCUCAGCGGCAUGAGACCUACCACCGGCAGGGCCAGUGCCAGGCGCUGGUGCAGCGUUCCCCCUGGUUGGUGAUGCGUAUGGGCAUCCUCGGCCGCGGGCUGCAGGAGUACCUGCUGCCCUACCAGCGGGUGCUGCCACUGCCCAUCUUCACCCCCACCAAGAUGGGAGCCGCCAAGGAGGAGCGCGAGGACACCCCCAUCCAGCUGCGGGAGCUGCUGGCCCUGGAGACGGCCCUGGGUGGCCAGUGUAUGGAGCGCCAGGAUGUGGCCGAGAUCACCAAGCAGCUGCCCCCUGUGGUGCCUGUCAGCAAGCCCGGUGCCCCUCGUCGCUCCCUGUCCCGCUCCAUGUCCCAGGAAGCACAGAGAGGCUGAGAGGGACGGUGACCUGGGCUCCACUGCGCCCGCCGCGGGCUGGGCCCUUCCUGGCUAGGACCAUGGAGGGGAGCUGCUGGCCAUGGAUGCUUUGUAGUUUGCCCAGAGUUGGGGGCUAGGGGAGGAGGGAGCCAGAGGCCAGGAUGCCUGGGUCCCCUGAGUUCCCAAAGGGAGGGGAGCAAAGACAGUGGCCACGAAGGGUAGGGAGCUGGGGACCAGCACAGCCAAGUGCCCGCCAGCCCUAGGAGAAGGGACAGAAGAUGCCGGGGAGGACAAGUGGUCCCUGAGGGGAGUGACCCUGGUCCGGGCCCCGGCUUCAGAGAAGAUGAGGAUGAGUGUAAGGGGAUCUGGAAUGCUCUAGGAAGAAUUGGAGGAGACGGGAGUGAGGGGGACGUGAAGAGGGCAGAGGGGAGAGUGGAGCCCCCAGCAUCCUCUGUUAGCGCUGCAAUAAACGCUCAA
Molecule: messenger RNA, 966 nt
Organism: Canis lupus familiaris (dog)
Lineage: Eukaryota; Metazoa; Chordata; Mammalia; Carnivora; Canidae
Gene: TCAP
Product: titin-cap
Biological process (GO): cardiac muscle tissue morphogenesis; cardiac muscle contraction; sarcomerogenesis
Cellular component (GO): Z disc
Molecular function (GO): titin binding; structural constituent of muscle; titin Z domain binding
Source: RefSeq, marked provisional